Messenger RNA from Trichoderma breve, 3159 nucleotides. Its product is annotated as rab-GTPase-TBC domain-containing protein. Lineage: Eukaryota; Fungi; Ascomycota; Sordariomycetes; Hypocreales; Hypocreaceae. The record is from RefSeq and is a predicted model, not a curated record. The coding region runs from base 1 to 3159 and encodes 1052 amino acids. The transcript has a single exon.
AUGGACUUGUCCGACUCCGUCCCUGUGGCUCCUCCGUUAGAACGAUCCGUCUCGCAGCAGAGCAACGUCUCGUAUCGCUCCCAUCGCAGCAUCCGCACCGGCAAGAACCGCGCGUUCCUCAACCACAAUCAUCACCACCUCAGCAGCUCCGCCAGUAGCAUUGCCGAGAGCGACAAGUCCCUCACCAGCUUCCCCAGCUUCUCGCCCGAGCUGCCCGGCACCGACCGCUUCGGCGAUGACAACGCAGACCACAACCAGCUGCACGCCGCCAUCCGCCAGCCCGACAGGACGGCCCGCGUCAAGGAGCUGAGCGGCGUGGGCUCGUCCAUCGUCGACAGCCUGACCUGGCGCAACUCGGCGCGCGAGGCCCUGUUUGAGGAUGCGCCGCUGUCGCAAACCGUACCCGGUGCGCUACAUAAAGCCGAUGACAAGCACCUGGAGCGACUGAUUGCGAGACACGGCGCCGUGACCCUGGUGAGGCAGAUCGCGGGCGACCUUGCGCAGAGAGACGCACAGAUAGCGACUCUGCGGCGGCGGGCGGAUGAGCGCGAGAGGGCGCUGAGAAAGAUUAUACGCGAGUGUGGACUGUCCAGCCUGGAGCUGGAGACGAGGCUGCGGGUGGUGGAGGCGGAACUACGCAAAAACGGACACUUUCAAAGAGACGGCGGAGGACUCAGUGAUUUGAUGAGCGACGCCAUGCGAGACACGGUGACGGAGGCUUCGGGCACGACCAGCAGUACGAUUCGCGCGCACGCCAGCAGCGUCCCCUCGGCGUCGGGUGGUAGUCCCGAGAACACAAAGGCUGGCACGGUCAAGGGGUGGAAAGACUUUCUCUGGGGUGGUACGUCGAAAAAGACAUCAUCGUCCAACAGACCUACGGUGAUACGAUCGCACUCUAGCCUCGGCCAGCGACCACCGCUGCAGGACGACCUCUUCGACCCCCCGACGACUCCGACCACUACUGGCCCUGGUCAGAACUCUAGCCGGCCGUCCAGCAUACACUCGGCCAACACUCCGGAGCGCAAAUCAAUCGCAAGCUUGACGCUGAGGCUCGUGGCUGGCGGCGCUGUCGCAAGUCGAGAGGCAGAGAGGGGACGUGCUGCGAGUAGUGCUGCCCGGACGGAGACAACCAGGGCCGCAUCAGCUGCUAGUAACCAGACCAGUCGUUCAUCCCGAGCCGUGUCUGUUGCCGGAGGCCCCAAAGCACUCAUGGCCAUGGGGAGAUCCACGCCCACCGCUGCCUCGGCCAGCGCGAAACUGCAGACCCAAGAGGUGCGAGGGAGCGGCUUGGGCAGCUCGCCUGGCGGAUCUACCCUGCGUCCGGAUAACUAUGGACCCGUCGAGAUGGACGCCAUCCUGCCUCCAGAGUCUCAGCCUCCGACACUAACGCAGAUGUACAACAACUACCCCAACAGCGAAUAUCUUACGGACCGAUUUGGCUUCAUCUAUGACCAGCGGCGCAAGAAGCGGCAGCGAGAGGCUUCGCAAAUGGCCCAAAACAUCCGAAAUGGCGAUCGCAGAGAAAUGAUUGGAAACGGCAACAGGACGGGCAUCUCGCCUAAUAUGCUGGGCGAUCCGCCGAGCCCCAAGAUGAGCGUGUCUAGUGACCCCCGGCCUGGGAGCCCCAGCUCUCAAGAGGAGAGAGCCUCGGGUGAAGAAAAGGCGAAGCGCUGGCAAGACUACCUGAAGAUUGCGACGUUUCCCACAGAGUUGCUGAGCCACACGCCUGGUAUAAGUGCCACGGCCGUGUCUGUGACCGAGGGCACUGACGAUCGAGCAAGCACUACGUCCAGCCAACGGCUGGUUGAGCGCUCAGCCCGAUCGCCUGCGAUAACGCCGACGGAGUCAGGACUUGUUCCCUUGGCAAGCACUACGACGGCCGUCGACAAUGAAACUACGGUCACUCAGCCACCGUCGGAGCAGCAGGACUCGACUUUUGGAACCCUCGUCAAGGAAGAUGCUGAGCCCGUCAAGCUGCUUCUUCAGCAGCUGAGUGACUUGCACGACUCCCUUCAACGAGACAAAACUACACAAUGGAACGAAUUUUUGCGUAAAGUCAGGGCAGAGAGGCAUCGUGAAGGUGAAGCCGCCAUAGCUGCAGCCACGGCGGCGGCAGAAGCUCGGUUUGAGAGUCCAGGCAUCAUUCUGCCAGAGGCCCGGGUUGCAGACGGUGAAAUGAUUGGCAUUUCUAAUCUGGGCAACAAGGGCAAGGUCGGGCGGGCCAAGUGGAACGGGUUCAAGACGCUGGUGCUCGGCGGUAUCCCCGUGCUGUAUCGCGCCAAAGUGUGGUCCGAGUGCUCAGGGGCAACGGCGCUGCGCAUCCCCGGCUAUUAUGAGGGACUUGUAUCUCAGAGCGGCGAAGACGACGAUGCUGCGGUUGUGAGCCAGAUCAAGAUGGACAUUAACCGGACGCUGACGGACAACAUCUUCUUUCGAAAGGGCCCGGGGGUACAAAAGCUCAAUGAGGUGCUCUUGGCGUACUCGCGACGGAACAAGGACGUGGGUUAUUGCCAGGGGAUGAAUCUGAUUGCGGCCAAUAUCCUGCUCAUUACGCCGUCGGCGGAAGAAGCCUUUUGGAUUCUGGCGUCGAUUAUCGAAAACAUUCUCCCUCACGGCUACUACGACCAUUCGCUGAUAUCCUCGCGGGCCGACCAGCAGGUCCUUCGGCAAUAUGUCCGCACGGUGCUCCCCAAACUGUCGGCGCAUCUCGACUCGCUGUCUGUUGAGCUCGAGGCCCUGACGUUUCAAUGGUUCCUCUCUGUCUUUACGGACUGCCUGUGCGCUGAGGCGCUCUUCCGGGUGUGGGACGUGGUGCUGUGUACCAAUGACGGAAGCACGUUUCUCUUCCAGGUUGCGCUGGCCCUGCUCAAGCUCAACGAGAGCAAUUUAUUACAAUGCGACACGCCAGCGGGGGUUUACACUUAUAUCAACCACCACAUGACGGAACAUGCCAUUAGCAUUGACGGAUUGAUUCAGGCGAGCGAGGGGCUGAGGAAGGUUGUUCGAAGGGAAGACGUUGAGCAGCGUCGGGCAAAGGCGAUUCAAGCUGAGAAAGAUAUGCAUGCUGGAUCGAACAGGACAGAGACGGAUGCUGUGUCGACUAAUACGGAUGCGACGGAGACUGGGGAUGUUGAUGAGGGUGAUGAGGAUUCGAGCUGA